AUGGGUGACCACGCUACCAUCAACGACCCCUCCGCUACCGGUGCCGCCUUCGCGGAGAAGGGCAAGGCCAAGGCCCAAGAGCCCGAGCUGAGCAUGGACGAGGACACCGAGUCUGAGUCUGAGAACGGUGAUGAGAUGGUUGACAACGACGAGGAGGAAGUCGACGACAACCUGGAACCCAUCUCUGAAGCCAACAUCAUCUCCGGUGGCCGCCGCACCCGCGGCAAGACCAUCGACUGGGAGCAAGUGCGCAGCAAGACCUCCGACGAGAUGGAGGAGGACGAAGAUGACGACGAGGACUACCAGGGUGGCGCUAAUGACGACGACCAGAUGCACGACUAA
This is a messenger RNA of Penicillium subrubescens, 342 nucleotides long. RefSeq names its product histone H2A.Z-specific chaperone CHZ1. The transcript has 3 exons. NCBI's taxonomy places the organism in Eukaryota, Fungi, Ascomycota, Eurotiomycetes, Eurotiales, Aspergillaceae. The coding region runs from base 1 to 342 and encodes 113 amino acids. The record is from RefSeq and is a predicted model, not a curated record.